This is a messenger RNA of Belonocnema kinseyi, 1050 nucleotides long. RefSeq lists its product as uncharacterized. The record is from RefSeq and is a predicted model, not a curated record. The transcript is spliced from 3 exons. Lineage: Eukaryota; Metazoa; Arthropoda; Insecta; Hymenoptera; Cynipidae. The coding region runs from base 417 to 1028 and encodes 203 amino acids.
AUGACACGUGUUAGAUGGCGCUCUUUUCUUUACUUCUGAGCAGGGACUAUAGUAGUAUUACGCGCGCUUCACGGUAUGUUCGAAGCUCCUGAUCAGAGUGCAUCGCUAUACGUCGUGUUCCCUUUUAUUGUUUUCAAUUUUGAAUGACAAGCUUUGUGAUAGAAAAGUUCAUUACUUUUUCUCAAUUUUAAAACAUUUCUAUUUAAUCAUUUAUUUUCGAAAAAAAUACGAAAGUAUUUUCACGAUUGCGAAAAAGGGCGUCUUUAAAAAGAUACAAUUGAAGAAAAAUAGUUUUUUGAAAGGGACCAAAAAGUGAUUAAAAAGACUUCAAUUAUUGGAGGUCUUUGUGCAAAAAAUCAAGAGACUUUUGAGAAUUGUUGGUUCCUGAGAAUAUCAGAAAUUGAUUCAGUUUUACGAUGGCUCCAACAAUUUGCAUGCCAGACUUUUCGGCAAUCGAGAGAUCCCAGUCGUAUUCUCGUCGGCGAUAUAAAAAUCCAGACGGAAGUAUCAACAAACGACAGCGAGUGGAAUUGAAAAAAUUGCCCUGGAAGAGUUUUGAAAAUUCCGAAAUAUAUCUUCCACAUCCCUUGAGUCCAAUUGCAAAACCGAUUUGUCCGAUCGAUUCUUAUUUGCCCCUCAAUUUGAGCUCCUCCCAAAAAAUUUCAAUGAGAAUUCCAUCGAUGCAAAACGAACAGUGGAAAAUGGUCUUGAGACGAGAUGGUUUGCUCGACAUCUUCGCCCGGACAAUGGCUCUCGUAAAAAGUAAUAAUAUUCUGCAAAAAAGAGUCGAUGCCCUUCGCGAGGAAACCCAAAAUUUUAUUUCCUCAGUGAUGCGCAACCCGGAAAACAAGACUAGCAAAAUUGAAGAUCUUUCUUCGAAAGAAAACAAUCUCGUUUCAUCCUCAACGGAAAUCAUUUCCAGAUCGCCCUCGCCUUCGCCUUCACUACCGAAAUCGAAAAUCGAUUCUGAAUCGAACUUGGUAUCCUCAUCCUCUGAAGCUGAUGCCCGAGAAGACACCGACUGCUAAAUUCAUUUCUACAAAAAAAAAA